AUGGGUCGCGUGAUUCGUAACCAGAGAAAGGGUCAGGGUGGUAUCUUCACCUCCAACUCCCACUUGCGCAAGGCUCCUGCCAAGUUCAGAUCUCUCGACUACGCCGAGCGCCAUGGAUACGUCCGCGGUAUCGUGAAGGAGAUCGUCCACGACCCCGGCCGAGGUGCUCCCCUCGCCAAGGUCAUGUUCCGAUCCACCUACAAGUUCAAGCAGCAGACCGAGACCUUCAUCGCCAACGAGGGCAUGUACACUGGCCAGUUCAUCUACGCCGGAAAGAACGCCGCUCUGACCGUCGGUAACGUCCUGCCCCUGGGCUCCAUGCCCGAGGGUACCGUCAUCUCCAACGUCGAGGAGAAGGUCGGUGACCGUGGCGCUCUGGGCCGCACCUCCGGCAACUACAUCACCAUCGUCGGCCACAACCCCGACGAGGGCAAGACCCGCGUCAAGCUCCCCUCUGGUGCCAAGAAGGUCAUCUCCAGCUCCGCCCGUGGUAUGGUCGGUAUCGUCGCUGGUGGUGGCAGAACCGACAAGCCCCUCCUCAAGGCCUCGCGUGCCAAGCACAAGUUCGCUGUCAAGCGCAACAGCUGGCCCAAGACUCGUGGUGUUGCCAUGAACCCCGUUGAUCACCCUCACGGUGGUGGUAACCACCAGCACAUUGGUAAGGCCUCGACCAUCUCGAGGUACGCUGCACAGGGUCAAAAGGCGGGUCUCAUUGCCGCCAGAAGAACUGGUCUGCUGCGUGGUACUCAGAAGACGAAGGAGUAA
Messenger RNA from Pestalotiopsis fici W106-1, 765 nucleotides. Its product is annotated as 60S ribosomal protein L2. Bases 1 to 765 code for a protein of 254 amino acids. The record is from RefSeq and is a predicted model, not a curated record. Gene Ontology annotation, molecular function: RNA binding; structural constituent of ribosome. Gene Ontology annotation, cellular component: cytosolic large ribosomal subunit; ribosome. Gene Ontology annotation, biological process: cytoplasmic translation. Lineage: Eukaryota; Fungi; Ascomycota; Sordariomycetes; Amphisphaeriales; Sporocadaceae. The transcript is spliced from 4 exons.